Messenger RNA from Hyaena hyaena (striped hyena), 5140 nucleotides. RefSeq names its product protein tyrosine phosphatase receptor type E (gene PTPRE). Gene Ontology annotation, biological process: protein dephosphorylation. The record is from RefSeq and is a predicted model, not a curated record. NCBI's taxonomy places the organism in Eukaryota, Metazoa, Chordata, Mammalia, Carnivora, Hyaenidae. The transcript has 21 exons. Gene Ontology annotation, molecular function: protein tyrosine phosphatase activity. Bases 187 to 2289 code for a protein of 700 amino acids.
CGGCGCCCGGACCCCGCGGCCUCCGCGCGUCCCCGCGACCGUCGUUGGCGCCGGCGGGGACCGAGGGGCGCCCGGGAGGGCGGCGGGCGGGGGCGCCCGGGAGAUGCGGAGCCGCCGCGGCGGCGCGAUCGGCGCGACCGGACCGGCCCCCCCGAGACUAUAGCCUUCGUUUUCCCUUGGUUCACCAUGGAGCCCUUCUGUCCACUCCUCCUGGCGGGUGUUAGCCUGCCCCUCGCCAAGGCUCUCACGGGCAACGAGACCGCCCCAGCGGAGAGCAACUUGACCUCCACGACCGCAGGCCCUCCGGAUCCCCGCACGCCGCAGCCCCUGCUGGCCUGGCUGCUGCUGCCUCUGCUGCUGCUCACCCUCCUUCUGCUGCUCGCCGCCUACUUCUUCAGGUUCCGGAAGCAGAGGAAAGCCGUGGUCAGCGCCAAUGACAAGAUGCCCAACGGAAUCCUUGAAGAACAAGAGCAGCAAAGAGUGACACUGCUCAGCAGGUCCCCGUCGGGGCCCAAGAAGUACUUUCCCAUCCCCGUGGCGCAGCUGGAGGAGGAGGUCCGCGUCCGGUCGGCCGACGACUGCAAGCGCUUUCGGGAGGAGUUCAGUUCGUUGCCAUCUGGACACGUACAAGGAACUUUUGAACUGGCCAAUAAAGAAGAAAAUAGAGAAAAGAACAGAUAUCCCAACAUCCUUCCCAAUGAUCAUUCCAGGGUGAUUCUGAGCCAAGUGGAUGGAGCCCCGUGUUCAGACUACAUUAAUGCCUCCUACAUAGAUGGUUACAAAGAGAAGAAUAAGUUCAUAGCAGCUCAAGGCCCCAAGCAGGAAACAGUGAAUGACUUCUGGAGGAUGGUCUGGGAGCAGAAGUCUGCCACUAUUGUCAUGUUGACGAACCUGAAAGAAAGGAAGGAGGAGAAGUGCCACCAGUACUGGCCGGACCAGGGGUGCUGGACCUACGGAAACAUCCGCGUGUGCGUGGAAGACUGUGUGGUUCUGGUAGACUACACCAUCCGGAAGUUCUGCAUACAGUCGCAGCUCCCCGAUGGCUGCAAAGCCCCCCGGCUCGUCUCCCAGCUGCACUUCACCAGCUGGCCCGACUUUGGAGUGCCUUUCACCCCCAUCGGGAUGCUGAAGUUCCUGAAGAAAGUGAAGGCCCUCAACCCCACCCAUGCCGGGCCCAUAGUGGUCCACUGCAGCGCCGGCGUGGGCCGGACAGGCACCUUCAUAGUGAUCGACGCCAUGAUGGACAUGAUGCACGCCGAGCACAAGGUCGACGUCUUUGACUUCGUGUCUCGGAUACGCAACCAGCGUCCCCAGAUGGUUCAGACAGAUAUGCAGUACACGUUCAUUUACCAAGCCUUACUGGAGUACUACCUCUACGGGGACACCGAGCUGGAUGUGUCCUCCCUGGAAAAGCACCUGCAGACGCUGCACGGCACCGCCAACCACUUCGACAAGAUCGGGCUGGAGGAGGAGUUCAGGAAACUGACAAAUGUCCGGAUCAUGAAGGAGAACAUGAGGACGGGCAACCUGCCGGCCAACAUGAAGAAGGCCAGAGUCAUCCAGAUCAUUCCGUAUGACUUCAAUCGGGUGAUCCUCUCCAUGAAAAGGGGUCAAGAAUACACAGACUACAUCAACGCCUCCUUUAUCGAUGGCUACCGACAGAAGGACUAUUUUAUCGCCACCCAAGGGCCCCUGGCGCAUACAGUGGAAGACUUCUGGCGGAUGGUCUGGGAGUGGAAGUGCCACACAGUCGUGAUGCUGACGGAGGUCCAGGAGAGAGAGCAGGAUAAAUGCUACCAGUAUUGGCCAGCAGAGGGCUCGGUGACUCACGGCGAGAUAACAAUCGAAAUAAAAAGCGAUACACUUUCCGAAGCCAUCAGCAUACGGGACUUCCUGGUCACUUUCAAUCAGCCCCUGGCCCGCCAGGAGGAGCAGACCCGAGUGGUGCGCCAGUUCCACUUCCACGGCUGGCCCGAGAUCGGGAUCCCAGCCGAGGGCAAAGGCAUGAUCGACCUCAUUGCGGCCGUGCAGAAGCAGCAGCAGCAGACGGGCAACCACCCCAUCACUGUGCACUGCAGUGCUGGAGCUGGGCGAACGGGUACCUUCAUCGCUCUCAGCAACAUUCUGGAGCGAGUGAAAGCUGAGGGCCUUCUAGAUGUAUUCCAGGCUGUGAAGAGUCUACGGCUGCAGAGACCGCACAUGGUGCAGACUCUGGAACAGUAUGAAUUCUGCUACAAAGUGGUACAAGAUUUUAUUGAUAUAUUUUCUGAUUAUGCUAAUUUCAAAUGAAAAUUCCUGCCUUAAAAUAUUUUUUAAUUUAAUGGUCAGUAUAUUUUAUAAAAAUCAUGUUAAUUUAUUUCAUAGUUGACAUUAAUACCCGUCCUAAUUUCUUUGUAUAUAUUUUGUUACGCUUUAAAAGGCCACCUGCUAUAAAGUUAUUAAAUCUUAAAUACCCCUUUUAAAAACUGGAAUAAUGUAUUAAGGUCAAGUAAUAGCCCAUAUAAUACAUUUCUGCUAAUAUCAGUAAACAGUUUAAUUUUGCAUUAGAUUCAUCACAUCAUAUAAUUUCACACGUUCAGCACAUCUAAAUGUUAAAAAUCUUAAUAUGCAAUGUGUGCUUAACGCAGGAGAAUAAACAGAGCCUGCUGUUACGAAAGCGGUCGAGGACUCAAAAAUCAGUUGAAAAUUCCCUUUCCAGACACUGAUUUUUAGAGCCCUGCGUAGCGGCAUUUUGUGGGAGGUGAAAGUUCAUGGAGAUGCACUGUAAGUAGGGAAUGCUAUGAAGUCCUCAGUCUCAACUCAUGUGGUUUACUUUUACAAUUUUAAAGGUCAAAGGCAUCACAGCCUGAGUGCAGGUAUAAAAUCCAUGAGCGCAGUUGGUGACUAUAUAGUAAUAGGUAAACACGUGUUUACUCACGGCAGGUCUGUGCUCCCUGGGCCGGGAUGGGGGUGGGAGGGGAUGUGAAUGCAGGUGGUACGGUUAACCCAUGGCCUUGGGUGCGGCAUAACCAGCUGCCAGGCUGCCUUCUCACGUGGCCACGUGCUGUCCGUCUGUCUGGGUGUUUGGCUCCGAGGAGCCUCUGAGAAUCAAACCAACUGCAUUCCUCACUCUUGCCUCCCAUUCUGCCACCACUGCGCAGCCGGUCUUGAGCCACCCAGAGGCUCAUCGCAGACCACUUCCUAAUCCUCAUGUUCAGACAGAGCCAAACAUCUGACUCGUGCAGAUGCAAAGAGCACACGUUUGGGGAGACCCACCACAAGCAAUUACGCUUUCAACUUUCCGGGAAGCGUUUUGGUAUUUAAAAAAAAAAUCUUGUACAAGCUAAGAUUGUUUGUAAGAAAAGAAAUCUUAAAAUCUAGAUUUAUACAGUUUUGUUUUAAGUCCCGCUCCUCAAUAUUUAAAUAAAAGAAAAAGAGAGAGAAAUCCUUAAUCUAAAAGCUAACUUAUUUUUGAAUGGAAAUACUACUGAGACCUUUGACACUGGAUAAUAACAAUCUCACUGCCAGGCUGGAUUGGCUUGCGAGGCGGGCAGAAGGAUGAAUGUAGAAAAGUUGACUCUAAUGACAGUGAUCUUUCUAUGGCCGUUAGGUAGCAGAUGAGCACAAUAUAUAUACGAAAAUGAAGACACCUGUUCUAACAUACUAAAGGCACUUAACAUGUGCAUUUGGGGGUACCUUCUGUAUUUUUUUUUUUUUGCUUUCAAAAAGAAAUAUAAAGGCCUUAUUUGACAUUUCCACUGAGAAGUGAUCGCAUUACCCUCUCAUUACUCUGUUCAUCCGUGUCCAUUUCUGGUGUGGGCAAGGCGACCCCACGGCGCAUUGGAUACUUACAAUAGCCUCACAGUGAUCAAGCCUCCGCGGCCCCUCGAGCUCCACCCCAGGGCAGAAGAGGCGCCAGCACAACUCUGACUUAUGUCACCACCGCCGGCCGCAUCCCCAGGCACACGCGCUGCGGAAUGCGUCCCUCCGUCCUCCCCCGGACAAUGAGGAUGCAUUUUGGUCGGAGAGGAAAAUGGAGGCAGCUUUGCAAGACGCACCCGUUGGUCCCGUAUGUUUUCAUUGUUAAAGUCCCCCACCCAAAGCCUGUCUCUGGCUGAAGGAGAAGAGAGAGAACCAAACCCUAGAAACGGAGCUGGUUACGUUGUGAUGAAGGUGACUUGCGAUGUACUUGAGGGGUCAAAGUCAAGGGAAUGGAUUUAGGCCUAAUUUAGGAGCCCUCGUGAGAAUCCAUCGGGCCCUUCAGUGGUCCACCUGGCAUCUCUUAUAUGGAGAUUAAGACUGAAUUUAUCAGGGGUUCCCUUGGGAAAGUGCCCUGUUGUGUGUCCUGUAUCCGUGUGUCCACUGCAGGCUUUCUGCCCCCCACUUUGGUCCUUCCAAACUCUGGAAACAAAGCAGAAGCCGCUAUCCCUUGGACAUAGGGCCCCUGUCCCCAGUCGAGGGCAGUAUUUGCCUUUCUGGGGACCUGGGAAUUAUGGCCUCCUGGCCUCUGUCCAGGCCCCCACCCACCCACCCAAGCCAGUCCAGCCAGUCCCUUUGGGCACUUGGGGACGCACUGCCCUCUCUGUGUAACCGGGAAAGCUGACCUCCUCUUCCCCCUCGGUCAAAGAAGGUCCAAUGUACAUAACAGCGCCCCGCUGUCGGCGCCGCCGCGUCGCCGCGCUUACCGUCACGUUUUUUGUAUGUUGCAUGCGGCUGCAUCCAAAUGCCAAAUAGCGAUUAGGAGCCUAUCGUUCUGAUCGCCGAGCUGUACGGUCACUGUGUGACUCACUCUCCUGUUUCUCUCCAUGUGAUAGACGAAUGAAGAAUGCGUACCAGUGUUUUAAAAGGUAUUUUUAUGUGUUUUUAAAAACUUUUUUAAAUGAGCCUGACACGUCUGUUUUCAGCAAAGACAUGCCCAUGUUAUUUUUAAAAUGUAUGGUUACUGAUACUUUUGUUUAACUAAGUCGUGUUUAAUUUAUGUGCAAUCUUUUUAAUAUAUGUCUGUAUUCCCCAUUUCAACUAUCAUAUUUUCUUUUAUUACAUCUAUAAUUUGAUCUUGCUCUGAUUAUAAUGCCAGUGAAUGUUGCUGAAUUCUUUGUAUAUGCAAAUUGCAAGAUCUAAAACAGUCUGAUGCAAGGAUAAAUCUUUACUUUGACUUCCA